AUGGUAUCAGCUCCCCUUCCUUCCCGCCCCAAACCCUCCUACCGUCACGGACUUGUGAAGCUAACCUCUAUCCCAACCCCCAGGCUUCCCCUUCUCCAUAAGUACGUUGUUAUCGCGACCGAUCUUCGCCCCUUCUCUCUAAUUGACUUUUCCGUAUCUAACCUUUCCCCCAAUUCUAUAGACGGUGGUGCCUGCGUGGCCAUGGUUGGCAAGGACUGCGUCGCCAUCGCCUGCGAUCUCCGCCUCGGUCUCCAAGCUCUUACUGUCUCCAAUAACUUCCCCAAGAUCUUCCAGUACGGAGAUGUUUUCCUCGGUCUCACCGGUCUCGCCACCGACGUGUCAUCCGUCUCCGAUCUCUUCCGCUACAAAGUCAACCUCUACCGCCUCCGUGAGGAGCGCAACAUCGCGCCAUCCACCUUUGCCAACCUCGUCAGCAGCAGCCUCUACGAGCGCCGAUUCGGCCCUUGGUUCGUGAGCCCCGUCGUGGCCGGCCUCGAUCCUAAGACGGGGAAGCCAUUCAUCUGCGGCUUUGACAGCAUAGGCUGUAUCGACUUCGCAAAGGACUUUAUCGUUUCCGGAACAGCGACCGAGCAGCUGUUUGGAAUGUGCGAGAACCUCUGGGAGCCCGAUCUGGGCCCGGACGAGCUUUUCGAGACCAUUUCCCAGGCCCUGCUAAACGCCGUCGACCGUGACGCGCUUUCUGGCUGGGGUGCCCACGUCUACAUCAUCGAGAAGGACAAGGUGACGAAGAGGUUACUCAAGGGCAGGCAGGAUUAG
Messenger RNA from Parascedosporium putredinis, 777 nucleotides. Lineage: Eukaryota; Fungi; Ascomycota; Sordariomycetes; Microascales; Microascaceae. The record is from the annotation of a GenBank genome assembly.